This is a messenger RNA of Pelobates fuscus (common spadefoot toad), 3098 nucleotides long. RefSeq names its product SMAD family member 9 (gene SMAD9). Gene Ontology annotation, molecular function: I-SMAD binding; DNA-binding transcription factor activity, RNA polymerase II-specific; RNA polymerase II cis-regulatory region sequence-specific DNA binding. Gene Ontology annotation, biological process: anatomical structure morphogenesis; cell differentiation; transforming growth factor beta receptor signaling pathway. NCBI's taxonomy places the organism in Eukaryota, Metazoa, Chordata, Amphibia, Anura, Pelobatidae. The transcript is spliced from 7 exons. The record is from RefSeq and is a predicted model, not a curated record. The coding region runs from base 312 to 1706 and encodes 464 amino acids. Gene Ontology annotation, cellular component: heteromeric SMAD protein complex.
AAUACUCCCUGACAGAGCUGGCUGUGCGGCUCCAGCCUGACUGACGCCUAGUCCUGUGCCUGUGUUGUUGCCGCUGCUCCUCCUUCUGCAGCCCUGACUCCUUCACAUACAUACGGCAGCCAGGGGGGAAAAGCACCCGUCCACACAUUAAGGGCCGAAGCCAAAACACAGGUCUAAUCAGGGCAUUCGAAGACAUCCGAAAAGUAUACCCUGACUCACUUCCCAGAAACAGUAAAUAGAAAAGACGGUGGAAGCAUCAAUUUCUCUUGUCCUACAUAUCUGUCACCUUUCGGGGACAGAAGUCGAAUCCUAUGCACUCCAGCACGCCCAUAAGUUCCUUGUUCUCCUUUACUAGCCCGGCAGUGAAGAGACUGCUUGGCUGGAAACAAGGAGACGAAGAGGAAAAAUGGGCAGAAAAGGCAGUCGACUCUCUUGUGAAGAAAUUGAAGAAGAAGAAGGGUGCCAUGGAAGAGUUAGAAAGGGCUUUAAGCACCCCGGGGCAAGCCAGUAAAUGUGUCACAAUCCCUCGUUCUUUAGACGGAAGGCUACAAGUAUCACACCGCAAGGGUCUUCCGCAUGUCAUUUACUGCAGGGUUUGGCGAUGGCCUGACUUACAAUCCCAUCAUGAGUUAAAACCACUUGAAUGCUGUGAGUUUCCAUUUGGAUCAAAGCAGAAGGAUGUGUGUAUAAAUCCGUACCAUUACCGCAGAGUUGAAACUCCAGUAUUACCUCCUGUCCUUGUGCCAAGACACAGCGAGUUUAACCCCCAGCUGAGCCUGCUUGCCAAGUUCCGCAACACUUCCCUUAACAGCGAGCCAAUGAUGCCACACAAUGCGACCUUCCCAGAGUCUUUCCAGCAGCCGACAUGUACUCCAUUCUCUUCCUCACCAAACAUAUUCCCUCACUCGCCAAGCACAGUUGGUUACCCAGAUUCUCCAAGGAGUUCUUCUGACCCCGGAAGUCCAUAUCACAUCACGGACACACCACCUCCACCAUACAACGCCCCAGAGGUUCAUGGAAACCAAAACAGGCAGACGGUGGAGUCCUCUGAUUGCCAGCUAGUUUUAUCAUCACUGAACAGAGAAUUUCGUCCUGUUUGCUAUGAAGAACCUUUGCAUUGGUGCUCAGUUGCAUAUUACGAACUGAACAACAGAGUGGGGGAGACCUUCCAAGCCUCGUCGCGUAGCAUACUCAUCGAUGGAUUCACCGAUCCUUCCAAUAAUAAAAACAGAUUCUGUUUAGGCCUUCUUUCUAACGUUAACCGCAACUCUACCAUAGAAAACACACGGAGGCACAUUGGAAAAGGAGUCCAUCUAUAUUACGUUGGUGGAGAGGUUUACGCAGAGUGUGUGAGUGACAGCAGCAUUUUUGUACAGAGCCGUAACUGUAAUUACCAGCAUGGCUUCCAUCCGGCCACUGUGUGCAAGAUCCCGAGUGGCUGCAGCCUCAAGAUAUUUAAUAACCAGCUGUUUGCCCAGCUCCUUUCGCAAUCUGUUAAUCAAGGUUUUGAGGUGGUGUACGAGUUAACAAAAAUGUGUACAAUUCGCAUGAGCUUUGUUAAAGGCUGGGGAGCUGAAUAUCAUCGACAAGAUGUAACAAGCACUCCUUGCUGGAUCGAAAUCCAUUUACAUGGUCCUCUUCAAUGGCUGGAUAAGGUCCUGACUCAGAUGGGUUCUCCUCACAAUCCUAUCUCAUCUGUGUCCUAAUGAGAGUCCCUAAAGCGCUAUUGCAGGCAGUGGCUUCAACAAAAUAUCAGUUUUUAAUCCAACAAAUAUUUGUCAUGUAAAUACAUAUAUUUCAGUAUGUGUUAUGUGGCUUCUGUGUAUCACGGGGAAAGGAAUGUUAAUGUUCUAUUUUUUUUUUUACAUAUAUAUAUAUUGUAUGGAUAUUUUAUUUAAUAUGGAAAUUAUAUGGAUAAGAUAUAUAUCCAUAUAAUUUGUAUUGAUACAAUACCCAAUACGAUAUCCAUAUAAUUUGUAUUGAAAAAUCACUCCACAGGUUAUUAACCCUUUGUGUGCCAAUGGGAACAGGCAGAUCCCUCUGGAACUCCAAAUGAUUAAAAGAGCAGAACACAGAUUCACUUUAUUUUUAACAAAUCUUUAGUUCUUGCAUAGAAGAGAAAUGUAUUCAUACCUAAGGCACUUAAACAUGGUACGCAAACAACACGUUUUAAAGAAAUAUUUUUAUGAUUUAUAUAUAUAUAUAUAUUUGUUCUUUAUUGAUGACUUAGCAGUCACAUAACCGGUUUGUUUCUUGACAUGUCAAGGGCAGCCUUUUUUAUAUACAGAUUUUUUUUUUUUGGUUUUGUAUAUUACAAUAAAAAAAAAGUCUUUAAAAAUAUUUUAGGGAAAUCUCUGGAUUUGCCUUGGAACUAUGAACCUGCGUUUUUCUUGUUCUUUUCUUUAUUCACAUCCCUGAAAUUCCCAACCACUGUAUCAAUGACUUAUAGAGAGAAAGUGUGACCACAUAGAAAGUAGAUGCCGUAGUCAUUUGUUGACCUUCAGAUGAGCAUUGCUGUUUAAAGUUACAGCACGUUAUGAACAUGUACUUCAGGGUUUUUUCAUCAGUACCAGCCACGUUUUCUUGGCCAGUGGGAUUUUGUGACUUUUUGACAAAGGGAAACCUGAAAACAGAGGCUUCUAACCACCUGCAGGAACAGUCCAGAUUGAAAUGUAAUUCCUUAGUCCGUGAGCUGUUCAUACAGACAUUGGAAACACAGACGUGAAGGUUCCAACUUGAUGGAAUCUGAAAUUUUUUUGUCCAUCUCUAAUGAGAGCUGUAACUCAACAAAAGCUUACAUUUGAAAAGCCCUGGUCUAGUACAUUUUCUUUACUCUGUAUAGAGCUCAUCAGAUCUGUAAGUAAUCUGGGUCUGCAGAAUUCUGAAUCUCGUUGAAGUGAAAAAAAACUGUAUGCUACUACCCAGCACAUCAAAGAUAUGACAUUAGACUUGUAGCAAAGCAGAUUAGCACCCCUAUUGUCCUGUGACUCUAGCAACAUAACUAUAGAUUGUGGGCUCUUUUUGGAUAGAAAACAAGCUAUGGUUUUUACCAUGGCUGCUGUAUGCACUGUAUAAAUUAAUAAACGAAAUAUCAGAUA